Molecule: messenger RNA, 3824 nt
Organism: Lethenteron reissneri (Far Eastern brook lamprey)
Lineage: Eukaryota; Metazoa; Chordata; Hyperoartia; Petromyzontiformes; Petromyzontidae
Product: GON-4-like protein
Biological process (GO): extrinsic apoptotic signaling pathway via death domain receptors; Fas signaling pathway
Cellular component (GO): PML body; mitochondrion
Molecular function (GO): transcription corepressor activity
Source: RefSeq, a predicted model, not a curated record
CCCAGUGACGCCCGGUAAGAGCAUGUUCGGGCCGGACGCGGACAAAGCGACGGAGCCUCCAGACAGCGCGGAAGCGUCGCGGGUGUCGGAUUCGCAGCCGGACGACAACAAGAGUCCCGCCGCGGAAACUCCGCAGGAGCCGCCCCCUCUUCCGCCAUGCCCUGCACUUUACCCUUUGCACGGAGUCGAACAUGGGGGACCAGCUCAAGUCCCUACUGGGCGUGAAUAGGCAGAUUGUGACGGAACUGUCCGUGGCCAGAUCGCCGGAGGCGCAAGUGACCUACCCUUGCCUCGAGUGCUCGGAGAGCCUCCCGUCUUCGGACGGCGCAGACACGAGCUCUGAGAAAUCCAAGCAGUUGAAAAGCCCGGACUCCACCUUUUUCACCUACCACGAAAGCACCAACUGGGUCCCUCCCAUCUCGUCCAUUUUGCUGGCCGACCUCGAGGUUUCCAACUCCCUGCUCUCUCCUCUGAAGGACAGCUACAGCCUGACCAGCUGUGCGAUGGUCGGCGAGAAGAUGCCGCUGCCGUCGGACGGCCUGAAGUUUGUGUCGCUGCCCGCAGCAUGCUACAGUGAGAACGCGCAGUUUGACGAGGAGGAGUCGGACUUCCACCUCGCGUUGGACACCGAGAGCCCGUCGGAGGACGGCGACUCUGGCCAGAAGUUCUCACCACUCAAGAACAGGGCUCCCAAAGAGGGAUUCUUCGAAAUCGUCACACACGAGACUCCACAAAGUCAGAAAAGCGGAGAGGCGGACACAGACUUUGGCCUGCAUUCGGAGUAUGAGGGUGUGUCCAGGAAGUGGCAGGUGCCUUUUGAGGAGGAGUGUGAUGGCGGGAAGCCUGUGGAGGAGGCGGAGGUGGCGGAGGAGGAGGAGGCAGAGGAGGCAGAGGAGGCAGAGGAGGCAGAGGAGGCAGAGGAGGCAGAGGAGGCAGAGGAGGCAGAGGAGGCAGAGGAGGCAGAGGAGGAGGCAGAGGAGGAGGAAGAAGAAUUGAGUAAGACUCCAGAACCGCACAGCUGUAAACGGCGGCGACACAGCAAAUCGCCCGUCACUGCUAAGCAAGAUGGAAACAAAAAGAAAUGUAAAAAGCCAAGAGCAUCCGAGACAAACUUAGUAUCGUCACCAGAGUCUGGAAAACAUUCCGUCAGACCAGAGUCGCCAACUCGUGGCAGGAAGAAGAAAUCAUCGAUGCCGCCGUCUGCAGAAGAACUCCUGACACCAGCAAAGGGCCAUCGACAGAAAAGAAAAAAAUCUAAAUCAAGGAGUUCAUCGGGGACUGUGGUGGAGCUCGGGGAGGAGGCGACAUCCUCACCGGGCGAGAAGCCACCGCGCAAGGGCAGGAAACGAUCGGGUUGCGAUACCUCCCCCGACAAAGUCAUCCUGGCGAAGAAUGUGGUGAAGAAACACGGGGAGGUGGUGCUGCUUUGGACCAGGGACGACGACCGGCUGAUUCUGUCGGAGGUGCAGCGUCACGGGGCCUCUCCCGACAUCUUCUCCUCCGUCGCUGCGCUGCUCGGUGACAAAACUGGAUCUCAGGUGUCCCGCAGGUUCCGGGAGCUGCUGAAGCUUUUCCAGAAGGCGGCUGCGGCAGAAAGACUCGCCAACGACAGUGACGCGGUGCAGGAGUCGCACCGCGGAUCCUCGCCGCCGCCCGCGGCCCACGCCCCGCGUUGCUGACGACGGCCGAUGCAGAGGCAGGCCGUCGCUCGUGCAAGCAGAUUCGUUCAAUGUCGAUAUCGGUACUGAAGCAAUGGAUGCUGCCCAUUCACGGUUGUGAAUGGUUCGGCGCACGCUCUCGAAUUGCAGUCCCCAGGGGCAGAGGUCGCAACCGGGUGCUCGAUACCCGUACCCUACCCGUACCCGGCUACCCGUACCCAGCCGGGUAUGGGUACGGGUACCCGUUUGCGACCCUGGUGCGGCCGGGUACGGGUACGGGUAGGCCGUGAGUCACUGGUGAGUUACCGUUUGUCACUCAUUUCCCAACGUCUUGUCUCUUCUCACAAUUCAAGUUCCUAGAAUCAACCCACCCGCGCCUGCAACAUGGCUUCAUCCCAGAGGUCGCAAUCGGGUACGGGUAUGGCCGGGUACGGGUACCCGUUUGCGACCCUGGUGCGGCCGGGUACGGGUAAGGAAUCAAAACCCGUUUGCGACCUCUGCCCAGGGGUCACCGGUUGGAGUCGUCCUCCGGCAAUGGCAGUUGAAAUCCUCGGUGUGUUUCUUAAAUCUCACCGCCUCCGUCCACCCAGCCGUGUAUGAAUGGGUGCGCCACAGUCGAGCGGGGGGCCGUGUGCGUGGCUGGGUAGAUUGUGGCUACUUCGGCCUCUUUCUGGCGAGCCAUCUGGUCCUCCUCCGGCAAUGGCAGUUGAAAUCCUCGGUGUGUUUCUUAAAUCUCACCGCCUCCGUCCACCCAGCCAUGUAUGAAUGGGUGCGCCACAGUCGAGCGGGGGGCCGUGUGCGUGGCUGGGUAGAUUGUGGCUACUUCGGCCUCUUUCUGGCGAGCCAUCUGGCCAGUCGUGAACAAGAAGGCCAAAAUAAACCUCAGGAGGCAGGGCGUUGUUAAGUGGUCACCCUUAGUUUGGAGGUGCUUUGGCUACCAGCAGUAGCCUGCAUCUUUUACCGUUUUCACAGAGCAAUGAUACAGGUUCAUGUUGGUUGACUUUAUUCAGUGUUUGAAGCGUCCAGCGUAUGACCCCCCCCUCCCCUGUUAAAUAGCAUGACUUGUUUGUAUACCUUAGGACAGUUUUGUUUUCUAGGUGAAGAGAUGCUGCCCUGGAAACGCAGUUUUCAGUGCAAGUCUCAAUAUUUAAUUGAACUUUGUAAGAUGUAUACAGGGUGGCUCAAGAGGCAGGACACACACUUAAUUUAUUUUAACACUGGCAUUAAUACAUUUAAAUUGUUUAUUCUCUAAGUUAAUAUGCUAUAUAUCUGUUAUCAUAAUUGAUAUCUAAUUUGUUUUUUCCCGUGGGGUCACCGUCAUUUACAAAACUCGACCAAGAACCCCCGAAUGAAUCGAAACGACAAAAUUGUGAAAUGUUCAAAGAGCACGCCUGUAAUAUUUGUAAAAAUAAAGCCCUCAAUUCGUUUCAAAACAUGAUUCACGCAUGCAUUGAUGUCGAUGGAAGUCAGUUUGAACGUAUGUUAAAAGCAAUUAAAUAAUAUGUAAUAUAAACUAAAUAUAUAAUAGCCCAGUGUGUCCUGAGUUUUGGGCCAUGCUGUAUAAAGUUUCACAUCAGUCACAGUUAUCCCACUUUGAUGUAGGGGUGUCGGAGUUUCUAAUGAUCCAGCGAUGUAGCCCACUUGACACCACCACACGAGUUGCUGUAUAGAGCUCACUCUCGAAUGUUCGUAGAUGGAUUGUCUGGGUUUGUGGGUUUAACGGGGCUUGAGAAACAUUAAUAUAUUUUUACACACGCACUGUCUGUUAUUAGCUGCUCCUCAUUGAGUGUCAGUGCCUACGUUUGAGCGCAGACAUGUCAGUGAGAGAACCAUUUACUUAAAGAAGGAAUUACAUCUAUAUGAGGUAAGAAUAAAAACAGCCGAGGCAUGUUACGUCUACGCCCAGUUACUGAACCGUAAUUGGGAGAAGUUAUGAAUUGUGGCCGGCAGAGUUACUGAAGACAUUUGGAAAGACGUCGAGUCAACAGUUUUCUUGACACUGCUGAAAAGCAAUGCUCUGGAUAUUUGCACUUUAUGGCGGUCACCCCGAGGUACCAUAGUACCCCGGCUCUCGCAUAAUGACCGUGAUGCAGACACUUUUGGUCUGUGUUGAUGGUCCGGCGAUGCGGCAAUCGACUCAUCUCGGACGAGCUGUACUCACGAUGC